AUGUCUGCGAUCCAGAAAAACGUCGAGGCAGCCUCCGAGGCCUACUCCUCCACCUUCACGCAGGGCCACCUCGCCCUCCCCCCGGCCAAGCGAUACCUCGUCUUGACCUGCAUGGACGCCCGUAUCGACCCGGCGCGCGCAUUUGGGAUCGAGCUCGGCGACGCGCAUGUUAUUCGGAAUGCUGGAGCCUCCGCCCCCGACGCCAUCCGGAGCAUCAUCAUCUCAGAGCAGCUCCUGGGCACGCAGGAGAUUGUCCUCGUCAAGCACACGGGUUGUGGCAUGAUGAUAUUUACCAAUGACGAUGCCUAUGGCUUGGUCGAGAAGAACCUGGGGUCCGACGCCCUCGCCGAGCUGAAUGCCCGCAAACUCGACUUCCUCACCUUCUCGGACCUGGAGGCCCAGGUGAAAAAGGACGUGCAGUAUCUCAAAGACAGCAAGCUAGUGCCGGACAACAUCGUUAUCAGCGGGUGGAUUUAUCAGGUCGAGACGGGCAAGACUGUUCGGGUUAUUUGA
Molecule: messenger RNA, 513 nt
Organism: Fonsecaea nubica
Lineage: Eukaryota; Fungi; Ascomycota; Eurotiomycetes; Chaetothyriales; Herpotrichiellaceae
Exons: 3
Coding region: 1-513 (170 amino acids)
Molecular function (GO): zinc ion binding; carbonate dehydratase activity
Source: RefSeq, a predicted model, not a curated record